Messenger RNA from Pieris brassicae (large cabbage white), 580 nucleotides. RefSeq names its product larval cuticle protein A2B-like. NCBI's taxonomy places the organism in Eukaryota, Metazoa, Arthropoda, Insecta, Lepidoptera, Pieridae. The transcript is spliced from 2 exons. The coding region runs from base 23 to 568 and encodes 181 amino acids. The record is from RefSeq and is a predicted model, not a curated record. Gene Ontology annotation, cellular component: extracellular matrix.
AAGUCACUAGUCGCUUAAGAAAAUGGCAUUCAGGUUGGCAGUUCUUGUCUGUGCCUUUGCUGCCGCCCAGGCUGGAGUGAUCACUCCUGUGGCUUAUACAGCCCAUCCAGCCCCAGAAGCCUAUGCUGCUGCUCCAGUAGUCCACGCAGCUCCAGCGCAACUUCUCCACGCCGCCCCAGUCGCUAAAGUCGUUGAAGAAUACGACGCGCACCCACAAUACAGCUUUGCCUACGAUGUUCAAGACAGUUUGACCGGUGACUCCAAGAGCCAACACGAGACUCGUGAUGGUGAUGUUGUCCAAGGAUCUUACUCCGUUGUUGACCCCGAUGGCACCAAGCGCACCGUUGAAUACACAGCUGACCCUCACAACGGAUUCAACGCUGUUGUUCACAAGGAACCUCUUGGUGUGAAAGCUGUCGCUCCAGUCACUAAGGUUGCCCCUCUAGCUUACGCAGCCGCUCCAGUGGUCCACGCUACCCCAGUAGUCCAUGGCGCGCCAUUUGUACACGCUGGUCGAGUCGUUCACGGCGCCCUAUUUGCCUACUCAGCCCCUAUCUACCACCACUAAACCAUUUAACUA